GGGAGAGAUCAGCGAGCACCGGUGCACCGUCUCUCGAAAGGAUCGUUUCCUUUUGUACGCCUGCUGCGCAACAACGUUGAUAUUGGUCGGGGCAUUCUUCUGCUUGUUCGCUCUACAUCAAAUCAGAAUUGACCGACUCGAGUCUCGCAUCAAUAACAUGGAAGAUACACGUGCGAAGUUCGACUUUGUAGAAGAGAAUGCAAACGAUCACGCCCCUGAUCAUGACUUGCUGCACCGCUAUGCUAGACGAGCUGUCAGUCAAAAUGUCGACGAUACAGGGAGUGUGGACAAGCUUCUAGAACAGAUGAUUUCACUACAGCUGAAGUCACUGCGAGCUCACUGUACAUCAAACCAAAAAAUUUGCAUUCAAGGCCCCAAAGGAAGCGUGGGAGCAAAAGGUGAGAAAGGAAGGCGUGGAUCACAAGGCAAGAAAGGAGAAACGGGUCUUCAAGGAAUGCAAGGUGAGAAAGGUGAAACAGGUGACGUGGGACCACGUGGAACAAGUAUUGACCCUCCCGUCAUCACUCGUUCCCCACUCAGUGUAACCGUAUUACAGAAAGGUUUAGCUGUAUUCGAAUGUGAGGCAAACGGAACACCAACUCCUACAAUCAGUUGGAGAAGGCUGGAUAACUCGCCGCUUCCUAAAUUGAGAGCUUCUGUAUUGCUCACUAAUGCACUAAAAAUUGUUGAUAUCCAACCAGAAGAUGCAGGGUCCUAUGUAUGUGAAGCUAAAAACGUGUUUGGGUUAGAGCAAGGAUACGCCACUCUUGCCGUUCAAGCUCCUCCAUCUUUUGUUAAAGUGUCUUCUGACGUCGUGUCCGUAUUUCCCGGAGACGAUGUCAAGUUGGACUGCUCGACGUCAGGAUAUCCCAUUCCAACGAUUACUUGGUCUCGAGUAGAUGAUUUGCCAAAGUCAAGCAAAAUAGAGAAGAACGGAACUCUCAUUCUUCGUAACGUGACGCAAUCGGAUGUAGGUCAAUACAUCUGUACAGCACAAAACGAUAUUGGAAAGAAGACUCACUCUCUCACUCUCACAAUAGAUUUAAAUAACAUUCCUACUCUUCCUGGAGAAGCUGUUGUUAAUACGGACGCUCUACUCAAGUGUCGACUUUGUUCUCUCCGUGGAUAUUCAUUGACGUGGCAAAAGAUUGGCGGCAGUCUUCCAGCAGGAAGGGCGACGCAAGAAGGUUGCACUCUCAUUAUCAAAAACACGACACUGGAUGACAGCGGAAGAUACGCGUGCAUCGCAACCAAACAGACGGGAGAGAAACUGAGACACGAAGUACCGUUUACGGUUAUAGCUCCUGCUAUUAUCACCAGUCCCAUUUCUCCUAUCGUUGCUGUUCGAUCACAAGGAGAAUUAGAAUUGCGGUGUGCUGCUGCAGGUCCACCCUCGCCGGAUGUCUACUGGACUCGAGGCUCACAACGGUUGACAAGCAGCGAAGCAGGAUUGCUACAGAUUAAGAACAUGAGCCAAUUGUUCGUUGGUGUCUACCGCUGCCAUGCAGUUAACCGCGUGGGCCAAGAUGUUAAAGAUACAAAAAUAGUAAUAUCUCAGUUGCAAUUUGUUCACCGUCCACCAUCCAAUGUGACUCCCAACAGAACAUCUGAAACAAUAUCCAUCGACUGUUCGGCUACCGCCGCACUCGGACUUCCUGUCAAUACGCAUUGGUCAAUCAAUCGUAACAAUAGGAAAAUAGUUGGAUGCGAUAAAAGUAUAUCUGUGUUUUCAAACGGAACGCUGGUUAUUCCUAAUGCAGUCAAUUGCGACUUUGGUGUGUACAACUGCAGCGCUCAACAUGACGGAGAAACUAUUAGCACCACAAUGCAAAUUGUUUCUCUACCCAGAGAUACGAGUUGGAUGUUGACAAGUGACUCAUGUGGAGGAUUCAGGCAAUCUACGUACGACAGAUCAGUUCGUUACGCAGUUUCAUUGUCUGACUCAUGGGAUAAAUCAAAAAUAUACGAUUGUCCUGUUGGAUAUCACUGGGCAUCUACUGAUGAAGGAAGAAAAAUAUUUAAAAAUAACAAUAAUAAGUCAGGUGUCUACGUAUAUUACAGUAAGUGUAACUGGACCGGUUAUGUGUGGGGAGGCAAGACCCGUUAUUACUUCAGAUUUCGUGAUUCGGCGUCAACCAAUGCUUACAAGCAUGCUGGUAACUACGAUGAGUAUCAAGUUGAGUACACCAGUACUACCAGCAAUUUCGCCGGUAUUGUCUGCAUUGAAGACUGACCUGAUAUUAAUAGAUUGUCGUCAAGUAGUUUCUCUAUUAGUAUUUCUGUUUGUUCCAAUUGUCAGCUGUAUUGCUUCUUUCAGGCAGUCUUGCUAAAGUAGUUUUGGUUGACUUGUUUGUAACGCUGUAAGACUAUCCUGGAUUUAAUCAACGGCAGCAACAAAAAUGUGUA
Molecule: messenger RNA, 2406 nt
Organism: Corticium candelabrum
Lineage: Eukaryota; Metazoa; Porifera; Homoscleromorpha; Homosclerophorida; Plakinidae
Product: peroxidasin homolog
Exons: 10
Coding region: 158-2233 (691 amino acids)
Source: RefSeq, a predicted model, not a curated record